Molecule: messenger RNA, 1254 nt
Organism: Exophiala bonariae
Lineage: Eukaryota; Fungi; Ascomycota; Eurotiomycetes; Chaetothyriales; Herpotrichiellaceae
Exons: 2
Coding region: 1-1254 (417 amino acids)
Biological process (GO): transmembrane transport
Cellular component (GO): plasma membrane
Molecular function (GO): transmembrane transporter activity
Source: RefSeq, a predicted model, not a curated record
AUGUUCAUUGUUUCAAGAGCCGUUGCUGGUGCAGGAGGAGCCGGCAUCGUCUCUGGGAUCAUGACUAUUGUAGCUCAUAUUAUUCCACUAGAGAAGCGACCUGCCUAUUUUGCUCUUGGGGGUGCCACAUUUGGCAUGGCGACCAUCAGUGGCCCGCUGAUUGGGGGAGCUCUCACCGAGAAAGCUUCCUGGAGAUGGUGCUUUUACAUUAAUCUUCCCAUUGGAGCUGUAGCCGCAUUUGUUUUCAUUGCCUUCUUCCACCCUCCCAUCCGUCCGAAUGAAGCGCGACCAAUAAUGGAGAGAGUUAAGAAGCUUGAUCUUAUCGGCGCCGCCCUUUUCCUACCGUCGAUUGUCAUGCUGCUGCUGGCCCUGCAGUGGGGCGGAAACACGUAUCCUUGGCACUCGACGAGAAUAAUCGGUUUGUUUUGCGGCUUUGGAGGCUUGCUCGCUGUUUUCACUGUGUGGCAGCUAUACCUGGGCGACAAGGCCAUGAUACCUCCUGAGUUUCUGACUCGGAGAACCAUCGUCGCCACCUGCUUGACCUCCAUGUGUGUCUUCGGAUCGACAUUCGUUAUUGUGUACUAUUUACCCGAAUGGUUCCAGGUCGUCAAGGGAGCGUCACCCAUCAAAAGUGGUGUGAUGAACAUUGCUUUGUUCGUACCACAGAUCAUUGGCUCCAUUAUUGCAGGCACGAUGAUCACUAAGCUGGGCUACUGCAAUCCGUGGAUUUUGACCGGCGUGGUUUUCUCAUCAAUCGCAACUGGAUUGUACUCCACCUUCAAAGUCAAUACUGGCCACGCUGCAUGGAUAGGAUACCAGGUUCUUAACGGCCUCGGCAUUGGCUUUAGUAUGGAGACGCCUCUAUCGCUAGUCCAAACAGUGCUCAAACCUGAGGAAGCAUCAGUCGGUAUUUCUCUGGUCACCUUCUCCCAAUUCAUUGGAGGAUCGAUCUUUGUGGCUAUUGCACAAACAGUCUUCACCAAUCGUUUCGUCUCGCAACUGGCCAAGGAUGCGCCGACAAUGGAUCCGCAGGCAUUGCUACAACUAGGCACAGCUGCACUGCGGAAGUCCACUACGCCUGAAGAGCUCCCUGCGAUACUCCACGCUUUCAAUUCUGGAAUUACGUACACAUUCUACGUGGCAGUGAGCGCCUCAUCCUGCGCCUUUCUUGCUGCUUCGUUAUUGGAAUGGAAUAGUGUAAAAGCCAAGACGCCUGAGAAAAAGGCUCCAGAAUCUGUGGGAAAGGUUGCAUAG